AUCACAUUCGAUGUAUUCCGCGGGUCGUCCGAGGGGCGCAUCGUCGCGGACAAGGUGACGCGCACCCUCGAGCUGCACGAGGUGUUCAUCGAGACCACCCACUCCGGGGUCUGCGGCACCGACGAGCACUACCUCAAGGCGGGCAAUGUGCUGGGCCACGAAGGGGUGGGCAUCAUCCGCGCCCUGGGGGCCGGGGUCAAGUCCGUUCAGGUCGGGGAUCGUGUGGGAUUCGGCUAUACGCACAGUAUCUGCGCCUCCUGCAAGGAAUGCGCGACCGGU
Molecule: messenger RNA, 279 nt
Organism: Aspergillus brunneoviolaceus CBS 621.78
Lineage: Eukaryota; Fungi; Ascomycota; Eurotiomycetes; Eurotiales; Aspergillaceae
Product: GroES-like protein
Exons: 1
Molecular function (GO): oxidoreductase activity; zinc ion binding
Source: RefSeq, a predicted model, not a curated record